Molecule: messenger RNA, 1790 nt
Organism: Macadamia integrifolia
Lineage: Eukaryota; Viridiplantae; Streptophyta; Magnoliopsida; Proteales; Proteaceae
Product: tRNA (cytosine(38)-C(5))-methyltransferase 2
Exons: 10
Coding region: 131-1282 (383 amino acids)
Molecular function (GO): methyltransferase activity
Source: RefSeq, a predicted model, not a curated record
UUCGAAGUCUUUCUUAAGAACCCGUUAUUGACGGGAAAUAGAUAGCAGAAGCUCCCGCCUAAACGAACCCAAAAUCUGAAGCAGGGCAGACUGAUUGAGAGUCUCAGAGAGUUCCGUUCCUUGAAAAACAAUGGAGGAAGGUUCCCGCAAAAGCAGCGAUGGCCUCUAUAGAGUUCUCGAGUUCUAUAGCGGCAUUGGAGGCAUGAGGUACUCAAUCAUGCGAGCUGGGAUGUCUGCAACCAUGGUCGAAGCAUUUGACAUUAAUGACAAAGCGAACGAUGUCUAUGAACACAAUUUUGGCCAUCGUCCUUACCAGGGUAAUAUUCAAAAUCUGACGGCCGCUGACCUAGACAGAUAUGAGGCGGAUGUAUGGCUACUCUGUCCUCCAUGCCAACCAUACACACGGCAAGGUCUCCAAAAGGACUCUGGUGAUGCUCGUGCAUCUUCUUUUCUCAGGAUUCUUGAACUUAUGCAACACAUGUUGCAGCCUCCUCUGAUGUUUUUUGUGGAGAAUGUUGUAGGGUUUGAGAUAUCUGAUACACAUAAGCAGAUGAUUGAGAUUUUGGUGAAAACAGGUUUUGUUGCACAAGAGUUCAUUUUGAAUCCUUUACAAUUUGGUGUGCCAUAUUCUAGACCUCGGUAUUUUUGCCUGGCAAAGAGGAAACCUUUAUCUUUUCAAAAUCCACGCUUCAAUAACCAGCUCCUUUGGAGUCCUACCCCCAUAUUGGGGUCUGAUGAUGGAUUGAUGGAUGAAAAUGUGGUCCAAUCCUGUGAACCAAUAGAGAACUUUCUUGAAGUCGAGCCUUCUAGCAAUCAGUCAGAGAGUGCGGAUUUGGACUUGUUUCACACAUCUAGAGUUCCUGGAAUGGUAUGCACAACACUGGAAACAAAGGUUGAAGAAAAUGGUUGUGGCACUGGUUCCUUGAGCCAAUACAUUGUUCCAUUAGGAUUGAUUGAAAGGUGGGGUAGCGCCAUGGAUAUUGUGUAUCCUGAUUCCAAGCGUUGCUGCUGCUUUACAAAAAGCUACUACAGAUAUGUGAAGGGUACUGGCUCCCUUUUGGCCACUGUCCAACCAAAGAAGAAGGGAAAGUUCACUCCAUUGAAGGAUCAGGGACUCAGAUACUUCACACCAAGGGAGGUUGCUAAUCUGCAUUCGUUCCCAGAGAUUUUCCAAUUUCCACAGCACAUAGGUCUUAAACAACGAUAUGCUUUGUUGGGAAACAGUCUUAGUGUAGCAGUGGUUGCACCCUUGCUUCGUUAUCUAUUUGUUGAGCCAUUAUGAUCUUGAUGAUGUCAGCUCGAAGCUUACUGCAGGUGACAUCAAAAUUGUGAAAUCAAUAAAUUUUGACCAACACAAAUUGAUGCUUGAUCCCAAAAUUUUCUCACUCGGUGAUUCAGUAUAGUGUUCUGGGGAUUCCUACACAUUUUUGGGUGGGUGUAACUAUGUGACUCUGUGAAAGCUCUCAAAAAAGGUCAGAUUAAAGACAGGACAACAGCAAUGCUGGAUGUGUGCAUCUUCCCAUACCUAGUUUCACCCUGAAGAUUUUUUCAGUUCUUAAACUGCGAGGUGGAUAGCCUUACAACUGUAUCGGGCAUUGUAGUAUUUUCCAAGUUAUAGUGUGUUUCUGUCAGGGAAUUUUUUUUUUUUGGCCUCUUCAAUAUCACUUGAUGUGUAAUAUAAGUCUGAAAGUAUUAAUCUACAUUGGUGAUACUGAUAUCAGGUUUUUGUAUCUUUUGUUGCAAUAUGAUGCCUUUGUUAUCUAUCAUAAGAAGAAGAAUAUUCAUGGGCA